Populus nigra (black poplar) is the source of this 1244-nucleotide messenger RNA. RefSeq lists its product as uncharacterized. The transcript has a single exon. The record is from RefSeq and is a predicted model, not a curated record. The coding region runs from base 443 to 1099 and encodes 218 amino acids. NCBI's taxonomy places the organism in Eukaryota, Viridiplantae, Streptophyta, Magnoliopsida, Malpighiales, Salicaceae.
AGUUUUUUUUAAAGAAAAAUUAGCCCUAAUCUGACCAUCAAUGCCACCAACUCCAAUUAAUUGAAAAGUGGCGUGUAUAGAGGGACAUUGAAGGGAGUAGACAGGAACCAAAGGCAAGGUCCCAUCACAUCAGUACUUGCUGCUUACUUUCUGUCUUAUGAUUCACUCAAACUCGGAGUACCGAAGACAGUACCUCUCUCCUUCAUCUGACAAAUAUAUAGCACUGCCCACACACUAACUUGUACUCCUCAUGUCCCUCCAAAACUAUGUCACCAACCCCUAUGCUAUCAUAGUGUGUGAGGGUGUUUUAUAAUAACCUCUCCCCUUCAUCUUUUCAAGGUCUUUUAACUUCCAGUCUUUGCCUCUGCUAGAUAACCCCCCUCCCUUCUCUGCUCCCCUCCCCUCCCCUCCCACAGCAUCCAUUCUAUCCAGCGUAUCAGCUAUGAAGAAGCUAUACCGUAAAGGCAAGGUGCAUCCAUCAACGCCAGUAAUAUCAGACCACCUGUCCUUUCUUCCGGUCACCAUCCUUGCCCUCACAGCUGCUCUCUCCCCAGAGGACAGAGAGGUCUUGGCCUAUCUUAUCUCCUGCUCAGGCAAUAACAAUAUCUUCUACAGCAACUGGUCCAAUAUUAAUAGCCGCAAGAGUAGUUGUAACCAAAAGACAACUUCUUACACCAAGAGCAGCAGCAGCAGCAGCAGUCAUGACCACCCUCCUAUGUUCAACUGUGAUUGUUUUAGGUGCUACAUGAGUUAUUGGAUUAGAUGGGACUCGUCUCCUAACCGGCAGCUCAUUCAUGAGAUUAUUGAUGCUUUUGAGGAUUGGUUAUUGAAACAAGGUAAGAGUAGUGCUACAAGCGGCAACAAGAACAGGAAAGACAGGAAAAGGAAGGGAAACAGUCGAGGUUCUGGUGAGUUGAUCAAGAGGCCAGAGUUGCGAAUGAAGGACAAGCAGCUGGAUGAGUCUGAUUCAGUGGAUGGAAAUAGCAGUGGUAGUGGUGGGAGUGGAGUUGGUGGUGAUGGUGAGGAAGGGACAGAGAAGGGGUCUGUCAGGAGGCUGGUGAGCUUCAUCGGGGAGAGGAUUUGGGGUGUUUUGGGUUAGUGAAUUAGAUCGAAACAAAAAUGGAAAAGGCCUGGUGGAUUUGAUUUGUCGUAGAACCUGCAGGCUACUUUUCUGACAUUUCAAUGUAAGAUCAUAAAGGGAAGGUUCUUCUUCUUGUUGUUUUAAUUUCCCAUCUUUUUUCUAA